AUGAGUGAUUCUUCUGAUAUUGUUGAAUUAAAUAUUGGUGGUGUUACAUAUUCGACACUUCAAUCAACAUUACAAUCUGAACCGGAUUCAUUAUUAGCUAAUCUAGUGGGACAACAACAACAACAACAACAUCAACAUAAUCAUUUGAAUAAUGUAUCAUUGGAUAUAAAUAAUAAAAUUACACGUGAUAAUAAAAAUCGUUAUUUUAUUGAUCGUGAUGGUGUAUUAUUUCGAUAUAUAUUAGAUUAUCUUCGUUGUAAAAAACUUAUUUUACCCGAAAGUUUUCAAGAAAAAGAACGUUUAAAAAGUGAAGCAGAAUAUUAUAAAUUAACAAAUAUGGUGAAAGCAUUAACCAUUCAUCAACAAUUUGGACGAACAAUGCAAACAACAAUAACACCAACAUUAACAACAACAAUAAAUGAAAAUGAAAGUGAAAAUUUGGCUGCAUCAUCUGCAUCAUUAUCAGAAUCAUCAUUAGUAAAACAACCACGUUCAGUAAAUGGUUAUAUUGUGGUUGGAUACCGCGGUACAUUUGCAUUUGGUCGAGACGGUUUAGCCGAUGUUAAAUUUAGAAAAAUCUCACGUGUAUUAGUCUGUGGACGAGUACAUUUAUGUCGAGAAGUUUUUGGAGAUACAUUAAAUGAAAGUCGAGAUCCAGAUCAUGGUCAAACAGAACGUUAUACUUCCAGAUUUUUUCUUAAACAUACAUUUCUCGAGCAAGCAUUCGAUAUGCUAGGUGAAGCUGGAUUCGUAUUGGUUGGAUGUGCAGCAUCGGGAUGCAGUGGUUCAACUGAACCGGGAAAACAAACUGAUAACGAAGAAAAUCGUUGGUUACAUUAUAAUGAAUUUGUAUUCCAAAGAGGACUAUAG
Molecule: messenger RNA, 870 nt
Organism: Didymodactylos carnosus
Lineage: Eukaryota; Metazoa; Rotifera; Eurotatoria; Philodinida; Philodinidae
Source: the annotation of a GenBank genome assembly